UGACCAGGGAUUGAACCUGAGCCCCCUGCAUUGGGAUCGUGGAGUCUUAACCGCUGGACCCCCAGGGAAGUCCCUGUCUGGGCAUUUCUUCCCACUGCACCAUCCACUCAGUCCAUGGGGUGGGAAGGAUGGAGUGUUGCUUCCCACCACCAGAGCUGUGUUGGGAGGUCUGUGUCAAGCUCCCAGCAGUUAGCAUCCUCUAGGGUGGGAAUGCUGGGGAGCACUCAGAGUUUGGUGCCCUCAUGACCGCCCCCUCCAGGCAGCCAGCUCUGACUGCACGAGGCCAGACGUGGGACCCCUUCCAGCCAGCUAUGCCCCCGCUGCCCGGCACUGUGGGCCUGGCAGGCCUGCUCUUCUGGGCAGGCCAGACAAUGAACGCCUUGAUGCCCAACGCCACCCUGGCACUGGCCCAGACCAAGGGCACAGCUGUGAGGCCCCUGAGUGGCCUGGGGGUGCCUCGGUACCGGCGGAAGCGCCACAUCUCUGCCCGGGACAUGAGUGCCUUAUUGGAUUUUCACAACCACAUCCGGGCCAGCGUGCACCCACCUGCUGCCAACAUGGAGUAUAUGGUCUGGGACGAGCGGCUGGCCAGGUCGGCUGAGGUCUGGGCCUCCCAGUGCAUUUGGGCCCACGGGCCCUCACAGCUGAUGAGAUACGUGGGCCAGAACCUGUCUGUGCAUUCCGGCCGGUACCGCUCGGUGGUGGAUCUUGUGAAGUCUUGGUCAGAGGAGAAGCGGCAUUACUUGUUUCCUGCCCCAAAGGACUGUACCCCGCACUGCCCCUGGCGCUGCAGUGGCCCUGUCUGCUCCCACUAUACCCAGAUGGUGUGGGCAUCUUCCAACCGGCUGGGCUGUGCCAUCCACACCUGUGGCAGCAUCCGAGUCAGGGGCAGCACCUGGCGCCAGGCUGUGUACCUGGUCUGCAACUACGCCAUUAAGGGUAACUGGAUCGGAGAGGCACCAUACAAGACGGGGAGGCCGUGUUCUGCCUGCCCCCCCAUCUACCAAGGCAGCUGCAGUAGCAACAUGUGCUUCUCGAGACGCAAGUCCAACAAGCUCCUGUGGUUCUGAAUUUUCCAUGGGCUCUGGCAGGCCUCCGGCUGGGCCUGAUGCUCCAAGAGUCCCUUCCCCAAGACAGGGUCAAGGAAUACUUUUUUAAGGAUGUGAGUUGGGCUCACUUCACCUACCUGAAUCUUCCCUCCUGUUUCCAUUUCCUAAACGUCCAGCAUGUACCCGGAGAAAACAGCCUCCUUGCUUUCCUUCUUACCUGUUACAUCUUUUUUUCCUCCGGCCUCUGGGAAAAGAGGCCUGCAUCCUCAAUUGACUCAGUUCUCAGACAGCCAGGGCCGGAAGAAGCAGUGGCAGCAGCUUUUGGACUCGCAGGCCUCUAACCCGCAAGUCUUUGUGUAUCCAAUAAACUACCUUCAUUCAUUCAGUAAUAGCCAAUCAGCUCCUGGGCCGUCUUUGCGGACCAGUGGUCUCCCUCUCUGAUUUGGGACCAUUUCAGUUGCAAGCUUUUACAAAAUAACUGUAGUUAGCUUGUGGACACCCCACCCUCAGUGUACGUUACUGAAGCCAUGCAGGGUCCAGGCAUCUUUUUCACAGGUGGGCACACUGAGGCUUGGCAAAAGGGCAUGACUUACUGAGAGCUGCAUGGCUUGUCUGGGAGGGCACCCAGGUUGAAGCCCAGGCUCUGACAGCUCCUUCAGGCUGUUCUAGACACCUCUCUGAAUGCUCAGAACUGACAGCCUAAAAGCAAAGCUCGCCUGAGGGAAUUCUGUCUUUUAAGGCUUUUUUUUUUUUUUCCUUCCUUUGGCUCUCUCUGUCUCUCUUUCCUUUCUUUAUUUCUCCCAGGGAAUCUCAUUCUCGUUCCCUGAAACCUUUUCCCCUCUCCCCACCCCACCCAGUUAUCAAAGCACACAAAAGACCUUUUGUCUUUAGAGAUAGUAAAAUCUCUCCCUCAGACCUUGCCCUCCAGCUGGGGCCCACUCCCUGCCUGGCUGGAGAGAGCUUCAUUCAAAAGACCCAGAUGAAAAACAAGCCCCUUUUCUCGGAGUCCCUACAUGAUCCUGGAUGGAAUGAGUAUUCUUCCCUCUUGGACAUUCCCAUCUACUCUACAACCUGUACCUGUGUCUCCAAUAUUGCCUUCCUCUGCCCUCAAUAAAAUUCUUUGAGAUCUUGUGCACUGGCUCUUUCUGGUCCCCGUCUCGGUCCUCAGGAGGGUCAAAGAGGAGAGAAGGAACCGGAGCAGAGGAGAUGGGCUGAGGGGAAACCAGCUCAGGAAGAAGGCCGAAAGGGCUUCGUUGAUGGUCCAGCGGCUAAGACUCCGAGCUCCCAAGGCAGGGAAUCCUGGUUCGAUCCCUGGUCAGGGAACUAGAUCCUGCAUGCUGCAGUGAAGAGCCUGCAUACUGCAACCAACACCUGGCACAGCCAAAUAAAUAAAGAAGACCAGGUGCUAACAGUCCCUCGGCUCCUGCUUCGCACCAAGUACAUCAGCUGGAUCACAGGCGCAGGUGUCUGACUUCUCACUCCACUUUACAACUAAGGAAAAUGAGACUUAUCAGAAGUGCCCAUUUCCAAAUGCUGGAGAUGCAUGAAAUAAGAAAAACAAGGACACGGUUCUGAGUUCAUUAUUCUCAGAUUAUAUUCUUCCUAAUUUUUUUGGAAGGGGGUAUAUUAAAAUGUCCUUUCAUGUAUCACACAAUGGUAAUAAUGAAUGUUAGAUUUCCUUAAAAAUUAUUAAUAUCCUUAUGUGGCAGGUGAUGGAGAAGGCAAUGGCACCCCACUCCAGUACUCUUGCCUGGAAAAUCCCAUGGACGGAGGAGCCUGUUAGGCUGC
Messenger RNA from Bubalus bubalis (water buffalo), 2837 nucleotides. It is a transcript of the gene R3HDML, whose product is annotated as R3H domain containing like. The coding region runs from base 243 to 1070 and encodes 275 amino acids. Lineage: Eukaryota; Metazoa; Chordata; Mammalia; Artiodactyla; Bovidae. The record is from RefSeq and is a predicted model, not a curated record. The transcript is spliced from 5 exons.